AUGGGAAGACCUACAGUAUUGAUGCUGGUGUUAAAGCUGGAAAUCUGUAAUUCAGGACUACCGUAUUACUCCAACUACUUCGUCGCAUUUGCGUCUUCUCCCCGUCGUCCACACUCGGUUCCCUUCCGUCCCACACACGCACUCCCCUCCAUCAUCGAUCACGCUUCCUCGCUCACGAUCACGCUCCCUUCCCUCCCGACUCAUUCGCGCAAUCCCCAUUGUCGCGCACGCUCGCCUCCCUCCGUCGCGGAGUACAAAUUCCUUCCCGUCGCCCACGCGCACUUCCUGAGACCGAACACGUACACUCCCUUCCCUCGCCCACACGCACUCCGUUCCUGCCACCCACGCGCACUCCGUUCCCGCCACCCACGCGCACUCCGUUCCCGCCACCCACGCGCACUCCGCUCCCACCGCCCACGCGCACUCCUUCCAUUGCCCACGCGCAAGACCUUCCCGUCGCCCACGCUCAUUCCCUUCCCAUGCCCUUCGCGCAAUCGUUCCGUCGCCCACACUCAGUCACUUCCGUCGCCCGCGCUCACUCCCUUUCCAUCGCCUUCGCGCAAUCCUAUCGACGCACACGCUCAACCCCGCUCGUUGCACGCUGCCGCCCGCGCUUCCCUUUCAAUCUCCUUCCGCCGUCCACGCGCACUCCCUCCCGGCGCGCUCGACGACUCCCCUUCCGCCGCCCACGGUCACUUCCUCCCGCCGCGACGGUCCCAUCCAUCACACAUGCUCACUCCCAUCCGUCGCCCACGCCCACUCCCUCUCGUCGCCCACGCUCACUCCUCCCCGUCUCGCACGCUCUCUCCCAUCCGUCGCCCACGCUCACUGCCCAUACGUCGCACACUCACUCCCUUCCGUCGUCCAUGCUCACCCCCCUCCCGUCGCCUUCGCUCACUCUCUCCAGUCGCUAAAGCUCACUCCCCUUCCGCCGCCCACGCUCUCUCCCCUGUUGUCACACACACAACGACACACCCCAACCUCCACCCUUUCUCCGCAUCCCUCCACCCUUUCUCCGCAUCCCUCCACCCUUUCUCCGCAUCCCUCCACCCUUUCUCCGCAUCCCUCCACCCUUUCUCCGCAUCCCUCCACCCUUUCUCCGCAUCCCUCCACCCUUUCUCCGCAUCCCUCCACCCUUUCUCCGCAUCCCUCCACCCUUUCUCCGCAUCCCUCCACCCUUUCUCCGCAUCCCUCCACCCUUUCUCCGCAUCCCUCCACCCUUUCUCCGCAUCCCUCCACCCUUUCUCCGCAUCCCUCCACCCUUUCUCCGCAUCCCUCCACCCUUUCUCCGCAUCCCUCCACCCUUUCUCCGCAUCCCUCCACCCUUUCUCCGCAUCCCUCCACCCUUUCUCCGCAUCCCUCCACCCUUUCUCCGCAUCCCUCCACCCUUUCUCCGCAUCCCUCCACCCUUUCUCCGCAUCCCUCCACCCUUUCUCCGCAUCCCUCCACCCUUUCUCCGCAUCCCUCCACCCUUUCUCCGCAUCCCUCCACCCUUUCUCCGCAUCCCUCCACCCUUUCUCCGCAUCCCUCCACCCUUUCUCCGCAUCCCUCCACCCUUUCUCCGCAUCCCUCCACCCUUUCUCCGCAUCCCUCCACCCUUUCUCCCUUUCUCCGCAUCCCUCCACCCUUCUCCGCAUCCCUCCACCCUUUCUCCGCAUCCCCCUUUCCCCAUCCCUCCACCCUUUCUCCGCAUCCCUCCACCCUUUCUCCGCAUCCCUCCACCCUUUCUCCGCAUCCCUCCACCCUUUCUCCGCAUCCCUCCACCCUUUCUCCGCAUCCCUCCACCCUUUCUCCGCAUCCCCCACCUUUCUCCCUCCACCCUUUCUCCGCAUCCCUCCACCCUUUCUCCGCAUCCCUCCACCUUUCUCCGCAUCCUCCACCCUUUCUCCGCAUCCCUCCACCCUUUCUCCUUCUCAUCAUCCCACCCUUUCUCCCCUCAGGCUGGAGUGCAAGCGCCAUCACCCACACCACCGCAUCCCUCACCUCCGCAUCCCUCACACCGCAUCCCUCACCACCGCCGCAUCCCUCACCUCCGCAUCCCUCACCACCGCAUCCCUCACCUCCCCAUCCCUCACCUCCCAUCCCUCUCCUCCCCAUCCCUCUCCUCCCCAUCCCUCACCUCCCCAUCCUCACCUCCCCAUCCGCACCUCCCCAUCCCUCUCCUCCCCAUCCCUCUCCUCCCCAUCCCUCACCUCCCCAUCCCUCAUCUUCCCAUCCCUCUCUUCCCCAUCCCUCACCUCCCCAUCCCUCACCUCCCCAUCCCUCACCUCCCCAUCCCUCCCUCUCCCCCAUCCCUCACCUCCGCAUCCUUCUCCUCCCCAUCCUCUCCUCCCCAUCCCUCACCUCCCCAUCCCUCACCUCCCCACCCUCACCUCCCCAUCCCUCUCUUCCCAUCCCUCACCUCCCCAUCCCUCACCUCCCCCAUCCCUCACCUCCCCAUCCUUGAUGCUGUUGCUGUAA
Molecule: messenger RNA, 2460 nt
Organism: Closterium sp. Yama58-4
Lineage: Eukaryota; Viridiplantae; Streptophyta; Zygnematophyceae; Desmidiales; Closteriaceae
Source: the annotation of a GenBank genome assembly